Molecule: messenger RNA, 2995 nt
Organism: Carassius auratus (goldfish)
Lineage: Eukaryota; Metazoa; Chordata; Actinopteri; Cypriniformes; Cyprinidae
Product: protein-methionine sulfoxide oxidase mical2b-like
Exons: 17
Coding region: 104-2782 (892 amino acids)
Molecular function (GO): FAD binding; protein binding
Source: RefSeq, a predicted model, not a curated record
CUCUCUUCCUUUCCUUUCUGUAGUCUUGAAAAGGAAUGCCUGCACCAACCAACCCCUGACUGAAUAUCGUCAACAGAGGGAACGAGUGAGAUAAAAGAGGAAGAUGGGGGAGACUGAGGACGAGCGUACAUCUCAGGCUGGCCAGCUGUUUGAGAACUUUGUGCAGGCCACUACCUGUAAAGGCACCCUGCAGGCCUUCAGUAUCCUCUGCAGGCAGCUGGAGCUGAACCUCUCGGACCACAGGGACUUCUACAGCAGCCUGAAAGCUGCCGUCACCUACUGGAAGGCCAAAGGCCUCUGGGGGAAACUGGACAAGAGAGCCAGCCACAAGGAGUACAAUAAGGGCAAAGCCUGCGUGGACACCAAAUGUCUCAUCAUUGGUGGCGGUCCCUGUGGCUUUCGGACCGCCAUAGAGCUGGCUUUGCUUGGCGCCAAGGUCGUGGUGAUUGAAAAGAGGGACACCUUUUCCAGGAACAAUGUCCUUCACCUUUGGCCUUACACCAUCCAUGACCUCAGGAACCUGGGAGCCAAAAAGUUCUAUGGAAAGUUCUGUGCUGGGUCUAUAGACCACAUCAGUAUUCGUCAGCUGCAACUCAUGCUGUUAAAGAUUGCUCUCAUUGUUGGGGUUGAGGUGCACGUCAGCGUGGAGUUUAUCAAGCUUCUCGAGCCACCUGAGGGCCAAGGCACUGAUGGGCCUGGAUGGAGGGCAGAGGUCCGGCCAGCCGAUCACCCCAUCUCAGGCUAUGACUUUGAUGUGAUAAUUGGAGCAGAUGGAAGGAGAAGCACUCUUGAUGGCUUCAAGAGAAAGGAGUUCAGAGGGAAACUAGCUAUCGCUAUCACUGCAAACUUUGUCAAUCGCAACACGACAGCGGAGGCCAAAGUGGAGGAGAUCAGCGGAGUGGCCUUCAUCUUCAAUCAGAAGUUCUUCUUGGAGCUCAGGGAGGAGACAGGCAUUGAUCUGGAAAACAUUGUCUAUUACAAGGACAACACGCACUACUUUGUCAUGACUGCAAAGAAACAAAGCUUGCUGGACAAGGGUGUGAUCAUCAAUGACUAUAUUGAGACCGAGCGGCUGUUGGCGAGCGACAACGUAAACCAAGAAGCUUUGCUCUCAUACGCCCGGGAGGCUGCAGAUUUUGCCACAAACUACCAGCUUCCCUCUUUGGAUUAUGCCAUCAACCACUACAGCCAGCCAGAUGUAGCCAUGUUUGACUUCACCUGCAUGUACGCCUCAGAGAACGCUGCGCUUGUGAGGGAGAAGAACGGCCGUCAGAUGCUGGUGGCGCUGGUUGGAGAUAGUCUUCUAGAGCCUUUCUGGCCCAUGGGGACAGGAUGUGCUCGAGGGUUUCUGGCUGCCUUUGACACAGCAUGGAUGAUAAAGGGGUGGGCUCAGGGCAAAGAACCCCUUGAUCUUCUGUCAGAGAGGGAGAGCAUCUACAGGCUGCUGCCUCAGACGACCGCAGAAAACAUCUCCAAAAACUUUGAGCAGUACACCAUAGACCCAGCCACACGCUACCCCAACCUCAACUCCACCUGCGUACGACCACAUCAGGUGCGGCAUCUGUACAUUAACGGCGAGCAGAGCUUGAGUUUUCAGGAGCGCAGUGGACCCACACGCACAUCCGUAAACAUCUCCACAAGAGAGUCAGAGGUGCGUCCCGGCCGGCUGCUGCAGUGGUGUCAGAAGCAGACUCAGGGCUACAGGGGAGUGGAUGUGUCUGACCUUACAACCUCCUGGAGGAGCGGCCUGGCUCUGUGCGCCCUCAUUCACCGUCAGCGGCCGGACCUCAUUGAUUUUGACUCCCUGAACGAGGCUGAUUGCGCUAAAAACAACCAGUUGGCAUUUGACGUGGCAGAGAGGGAGUUUGGAAUCCAGCCAGUCACCACAGGAAAGGAAAUGAAUGCGGAACAGGGGCCAGACAAGCUCAUUAUGGUGCUCUACCUCUCCAAAUUUCACGAGAUGUUCCGCAACUCUCCUCAAUCCAUCACAGGUGUGCCCAAAGAAACUGGUGCAAAUAAUGAAAACUAUUCAUCAAAGACCACAAACUCUCUUUACAACUCAAUAAAUCAAGCACUGCCUCGGAAGAGAAUCCCAAAGGUUGAUAAAAUGCUGGAAGACUAUGACAACAAAAAGAGGAAGAAGGCCAGGAGUCAUCUGGAGGAGCUAAUGCCCAAUCAGAGUGCUCCCCCUGUAGGUGAGAAAGAGGAACAGAAGGAAAAUAAGGUGCGCUCCAUGGCGACUCAACUGCUGGCCAGGUUUGAGGAGAAUGCACCAAGCUGUGGAGUGCGCAAACAGUCUGAAUCGGAGACUGACAAACCCGUAACUCUGGACAUGACAGAAAACCCACGUUUUGCCAAACCUAAGAGCCAGCCCGCACCCCUUCCUCCCCCACCUCCCAAACCAAAACGGCAGCCUUCUACAUAUCUUAGACUGCUGGAAUCUCACACGAGGAAUGAGACCCAUCAUUCUGACCACCGUUUACAAAUCCUGUCCAGUCACGGCCACAAAGAAAUCCAGUCCAACCACAAAAACACUGGCAUUCACCAUAGUCCCCAGCUAACUGAAAUUCCCUCAAGUUAUCAAAGCAGUGAGUCCCGUCCCAGAUCUCCUCAUAUUCCCUUCAAAGUGCUUCAGUUGGAUUCACUGACGGCAGACCCCUCAGAUUCAGUCCCAUCCUUCACACCAGCCCUGAGCACCAUGUUUCAGUGCCAACAGAAGCUGGAAGAGGAAGUCAGUCAGGUGAAUGGUGUGAUGCAUCAAUCAAACUCAUUGCAUUUCUAAAAUAGGGCAAUCUUAAACACCUCAGCAACAGCAUAGUAACCAAGAAUAACAUUCUCAGCAUGAGUUUUGCAUGCACUCUAAAUAAUUGCUUCUAAUGUUUUCUGGACAAUACAUAAAAUUAAUUUUAAAGAAGUCAUGAACUGCCAUUUUUAUUUAUUUGCACUGUUCGCUAUGGCAGACUUAUCAAGAUAAAAAAAAAAAAAAAACCUCAUG